Aspergillus welwitschiae is the source of this 1089-nucleotide messenger RNA. It is a transcript of the gene prs3, whose product is annotated as proteasome core particle subunit beta 6. The transcript is spliced from 2 exons. Lineage: Eukaryota; Fungi; Ascomycota; Eurotiomycetes; Eurotiales; Aspergillaceae. Gene Ontology annotation, cellular component: proteasome core complex. The coding region runs from base 159 to 941 and encodes 260 amino acids. The record is from RefSeq and is a predicted model, not a curated record.
CAGCUCAGCUAGAGCACCUGCUACUAUUCAAUUCCACAACUUCCUACAUAACAAACACCCUUCGUUACAUCCUCAGCUAUUAGCUGACCAGAGUAUACUGAUUUUUUCAUCGUUUCAUCCUAAUCGAUACUCUCUACAACAAUCGAACUCUACGAAGAAUGACGACUCUAGCCGGCAACCCUCUUAGCGAGGCCAUCGGAUACUCCUUCUCCAAUGCGAAUAGUGCUCCCCAUAGAGAGCACUCUUUCUAUCCCUAUACGGAUAACGGCGGUUCUACCCUGGGCAUUACUGGCUUUGAUUUCGCGAUCCUGGCUGGAGAUACUCGAUCCGUUGCAGGAUACAACAUCAACUCUCGUUAUGUUCCCAAGGUGUUCAAAAUUGGCGGUGAUGAUGAGUCUGGUGAAGGUGCCAAUAUCGUCUUGUCAGUCGUGGGCUUCGCAGCAGAUGGCCAGGCCCUUAAAGAGCGACUAGAUGCAGUGGUGAAGAUGUACAAAUACCAACACGGAAAGCCCAUGUCCGUGAGAGCCUGUGCCCAACGCUUGUCAACGAUUCUUUACCAGAAACGGUUCUUCCCCUACUAUGUGCAUGCUAUCUUAGCAGGCUUGGACGAGGAUGGUAAGGGUGCCUUGUACAGCUACGAUCCGGUUGGAUCGUACGAGAGAGAGCAAUGCAGGGCUGCAGGGUCUGCAGCAAGUCUUAUCAUGCCGUUCCUGGAUAACCAGGUCAACUUCAAAAACCAAUAUAUCCCGGGCAGCGGAGAAGGGCAUGCCCUUGAGCCCAAGAAAGCGGAGCCACUGCCGAGAGAUACUGUUGAACAGCUGGUACGAGAUGCAUUCACCAGCGCCGUCGAAAGACAUAUUGAGGUCGGAGAUGGCUUGCAGAUGAUGGUUAUUACCAGGAGUGGGGUGGAGGAGAUCUACUAUCCGUUGAAGAAGGAUUAGGCAUACCAGAGCCCAGAUUAGUCGAUGCUUCACCAGCCUAAUUUAGUCUUAUACUCUUGCGAUAAUUUUCUCAAUAUGAAUAGAUAAAAAAUAUCCAGUGGAGUAAUCCUUCCCUCGUUUCUGUGUCGUCAUAUCCAUUAUGCUCUAU